Molecule: messenger RNA, 891 nt
Organism: Moneuplotes crassus
Lineage: Eukaryota; Ciliophora; Spirotrichea; Euplotida; Euplotidae
Source: the annotation of a GenBank genome assembly
AUGGACGAAUGUAAUCAAGACGGAAACUUCGUGGGUGACGACCAGAGCAAGAAUGCAGUCAUCUAUAUUGACUAUGUAGACCUCCUCCCAUUUGAAGGGCAGGAGAGGGAAGAUCUGUUCUGAGAAGCACAUAGGUACUCUUCCUCUGACGAUUGGAAGGAACAGUUCUUUUCAACAGAUUUGUUAAGACGCAUUAAUAAGUAUGAACCUUCCUUGAUUGAGGAGCAUUCCAUGGACAUCUUCCCAUUUGUGGAGAACUGUAUUAAUUCUCCAAGGACUUCUCUGGGCAAGAACACACUUGUGCUGUGACAAGAGCUUUACAUGAGCAAUAGGACUGAGAGGAUGAUAGAGUUCACCUGAAACUUGAUACCAAUUCUGGUCGCUAAAGUUGGAUUUGAAAGCAAAUUUCUAAGUGCAGAAUCACUCAUAGCACUACAAUUCUGUGCAGCAAGCAUGGCUUACCCUCAAUGUAUUGAUGCUCUCCUUGCUCAUGCUGAUUACCGAAAUUGCUUGGUGAAGACCCAAGUAUGGAAGGCAAUAACCAUCUGCAUCCAGAAUUUGCAACCAGAAAUGUUCAAUCUAGAAGGAGAUUUACCAGACUCGCACAGCUUUGGGCUCUUCCUUGAGACAAUUUGCAAGGCUCUGGUAGUUUCCAAGUCCACCGAGGCCAAAGAGUCUACCAAAAUUCUCAAGUACAUCGGUAAAGAAACUGUAAAAUCUCUGUGUGAUAGAAUUUUUGAUGAACAAAACCAGCAUAAGACUGAACGAAUUAUGAAUGUGUUCCAGCCCAAGAAGAAAGGGAGAACUCUUAAGAGAAGAGCCAAGAAUCAUACAAAGGGGAAGAGCAAGGCUGACUUCUUUAUCUGUGUGGAGUAGGAGCCUUUCUACCUC